AUGGCUUCAGGAUACGACAGAGCGUUGUCCGGAACGUGUGCGGUCGGCGUCAAGGGUACAGAUGUCGUCGUCCUCGGAUGCGAAAAGCGAUCAGCCAUGAAGCUGCAAGAUACCCGAAUUACCCCCUCCAAGAUUCAGCUCCUCGACACCCACGUCUGCCUGGCAUUCGCCGGCUUGAACGCCGAUGCUCGUAUCCUCGUCGACAAGGCGCGGUUAGAGGCACAGUCCCACAGACUGACCGUCGAAGACCCCGCCUCCAUCGAGUACAUGACCAAGUACGUUGCUGGUGUCCAGCAACGGUACACACAGAGUGGUGGUGUCCGGCCCUUUGGCAUCAGCACCUUGAUUGUCGGCUUCGACAGCGGCAGCAAGGUCCCCCGCCUCUACCAGACCGAGCCUUCUGGCAUCUUCUCCGCAUGGAAAGCCAACGCCAUCGGCCGUUCCAGCAAGACCGUUCGCGAGUUCCUCGAGCGCAACUACAAGGAGGAUAUGGACAGAGAGGCUACCAUCCGACUCGCCAUCAAGUCUCUUCUUGAGGUUGUCCAGACCGGAGCCAAGAACAUUGAGAUCGCGCUGAUGGCACCGGGCAAGACGAUCGAGAUGCUGCCCGUGGAGGAGAUUGAGAACCACGUCAAGAGUAUCGAGCAAGAGAAGCAAGAGGAGGCGGCCAAGAAGAAGACUGGACGCACACCCGGCACCGGAAGCGCGGCGAUCCUCACGAGAGGCUCGGGUUCGGGUGACGGUGAUGAGUAA
Colletotrichum fioriniae is the source of this 753-nucleotide messenger RNA. RefSeq names its product Proteasome subunit alpha type-4 (gene PRE6). The record is from RefSeq and is a predicted model, not a curated record. Gene Ontology annotation, biological process: proteasomal protein catabolic process. Gene Ontology annotation, cellular component: proteasome core complex; nucleus; proteasome core complex, alpha-subunit complex. NCBI's taxonomy places the organism in Eukaryota, Fungi, Ascomycota, Sordariomycetes, Glomerellales, Glomerellaceae.